GACAUUACGACGCCCCAACAAGCUACUGCGAAUCGAACCCAACGGUCAGAUAGCUCUACUCGAUGAGGGUGACCAUCCAGGCUUCCUGUCCGAUGUCGCUCGCUCACUUUCCCAUGGACACGCAACGCUGCCCGCUGGGAUUCGGUAGCUUUGCCUAUGCCGAAGAGGACGUGCUAUACGAGUGGAAGAUGCCUAAGAGUGGAGUCGGCGGUCCCGUGUCGCGCUCCAAGGACAUGCAGAUGUCACAGUUCGACCUCACGCAUUUCGGUUACUAUAAAGCCAAUCAGCCUCUCACUACUGGCUUGAGUAGGGAAGAAUUCGAAUUUCUUACCUGCUGCUAUGACAACGACGUCGGCCUCACGGCGGGCGUGGCGACGACAAGACGGUUGUUUACACCAGGGGGCGUGGGCGGCUGGCUUCCUGUGACGUCACCGAUGACGCUCCACUGUGCACGCAGCGUGCAGCUGGGAAGUUCCCGACGCGAGCGCUCGCGGCGAGCCGAAUAUGGUUACUACUAA
Molecule: messenger RNA, 518 nt
Organism: Priapulus caudatus
Lineage: Eukaryota; Metazoa; Priapulida; Priapulimorpha; Priapulimorphida; Priapulidae
Product: gamma-aminobutyric acid receptor subunit gamma-4-like
Exons: 4
Coding region: 63-518 (151 amino acids)
Biological process (GO): nervous system process; monoatomic ion transmembrane transport; regulation of membrane potential
Cellular component (GO): neuron projection; synapse; membrane
Molecular function (GO): neurotransmitter receptor activity; extracellular ligand-gated monoatomic ion channel activity; transmembrane signaling receptor activity
Source: RefSeq, a predicted model, not a curated record